Notodromas monacha is the source of this 213-nucleotide messenger RNA. The record is from the annotation of a GenBank genome assembly. NCBI's taxonomy places the organism in Eukaryota, Metazoa, Arthropoda, Ostracoda, Podocopida, Cyprididae.
AUGCGCGCUUCGAAGUUGGAUAGCUUCCUUUUGAACUUGGAAAAUUGGAAAAUUCGAGCUGCAUUGUCUGAGCUCGAGGUUUUGGGAAAAGAUCCGAUCGUGCUGCCCGGAGACAUGGCGUCAGCUGAGGCGGAAAACAUGGCCGUUAUCGUCCGAUGCAUGGUCGAGAAAGGGGUUUAUUUGAAUGACGACCUUGAGGACGGAAACUCGUGA